Molecule: messenger RNA, 507 nt
Organism: Solanum lycopersicum (tomato)
Lineage: Eukaryota; Viridiplantae; Streptophyta; Magnoliopsida; Solanales; Solanaceae
Source: RefSeq, a predicted model, not a curated record
AUGGAUUUUAAAAAGUGUCCAUAUGAGCAUACACUUUUUGUUAAAACUGGGGAGAAUGGAAAAAUGCUCAUUUUGUGCUUAUAUGUUGAUGAUCUUAUUUUCACAGAGAAUAGUAGUGUGAUGUUUGAUGAAUUCAAGAAGUGUGUGAUAAUUGAAUUAAAGAUGAUCGAUCUUGGUAAGAUGCAUUAUUUUCUUGGUUUAGAAGUGGUGCAAUCUGAUGAAGGGAUAUUUGUUUCUCAAAAGAAGUAUGUGCGAGAAAUUUUAAAUAGGUUUGAGAUGCAGAAUUGCAAUCCAGCCAACAUUCUAGUUGAGUUAGGUUUGAAACUUAACAAAGCUUGGAGUGGAAAGAAGGUGGAUAACAUGGUUUACAAGCAAAUUAUUGGUAGUUUAAUGUAUCUAUCUACUAAAAGAUCAGACAUCAUGUAUGUUAUUAGUCUUAUCAACAGAUAUAUGGAGUACCCGACUGAAAUGCAUCUCCUAGCUGCAAAGAGAAUUCUGCGGUACUGA